AUGUCGCUCACCUGGAAUGUAGUUGAAGUCAGGGUGGCUCACAAUGCCACAUCCCGCUUCGACACCAUCCGCAAUGCCGUGCACGCAUACCUCACAUCCUCCCUCUCCGACAUCUACCUACCCUCGGUCAUACAAGGCUGGGAGGACGUCCCACUACUCGCCUCCUCUAUCGAGAAGAUCUCCGCAGCAGAGUGCCCUUGUCCGACCGCGUCGCUCCCGAUCGAACAGACGGCCCUGCAAAUCCACGUCUACCAGCCGACAGACACGGACGCUUUCGAGGAACUGACAAGCGGGAGCGGGCGGGGCGAAGACGAGCAGAUCAUGGCCGCUAGCGUCUGCGAGCUUCCGAGCAUGUCGUGGGAAGGUCUCUGGGAGAGCUUGAUUUACUCGGACGAUAUCAAGGCGAGGCUACUCGACUACAUCUACGCCACUGUCGUAUUCAGCGACGCCGACGUCGACUUCAAUGUCGUAUCGUGGAACCGUGUUGUUUUGCUUCAUGGUCCUCCAGGCACAGGCAAGACGUCUCUUUGUCGAGCCCUUGCGCAAAAGCUUUCUAUCCGUCUCUCGCAUAGAUACUCGCAUGGCCGUCUUCUAGAGAUAAACUCUCAUUCACUCUUCUCUCGCUGGUUCUCCGAAUCCGGAAAGCUGGUUCAAAAGCUCUUCAGUAGCAUUAUGGAAAUGGUCGAGGACGAGGAGACCUUCGUGAUCGUUCUCAUUGAUGAGGUUGAGUCGCUGACAGCCGCUCGCGCUGGUGCGAUGGCUGGAACAGAGCCCUCAGACGCACUGAGGGUCGUAAAUGCUCUGCUCACGCAAUUAGACAAGUUGAAGCACAGGAAGAACUGUCUAGUCAUGUCGACAAGCAAUCUCGCUACAGCAAUCGAUUCUGCCUUCGUCGACCGUGCGGACAUCGUGCAGUACGUCGAUCUUCCGCCUCGAGAAGCGAUAUACGAAAUCCUGCGUGGAUGUCUAGCCGAGCUGGUGAAGAAGGGCAUCGUUGCGGAUGUCGAAGUCCCCAGCCUUCCUCAGGCUCAGAUUUUCGAGCGCACGGCCGACUUCUCCAACCUAAGUCUUGAUCCGUCACGCGUGGACCCGUCGCCACCUUCUACCUCGCAGACGCAGGCCAUCGAAGCACGCGAACGCUCAAGAACGCUCGCUAUACGUUUGCUCAAGCUAGCACAGAAAUGCAGGGACCAAGGGAUGUCUGGUCGUUCACUUCGACGUCUGCCCGUGCUGGCACAUGCUCGAUACAUCGGCUCGCUUCCAACAGGAGCUCCGCGCAUCACUCCAAAAGCCAGCGGUUUGCCCAAGACCGCCACAGUGCCCGGAAGCCAGAGCUCUCAUGGCGGAGGUGCGGGGAUAGAGACGUGGUUGGAUGCCAUGGAGCGCGUUGUAGAGAGCCAAGCGACGGAACGGAGUCGUCUGGCGCAUUAAGGACGACUCGUGUAGAAUAGUGUUGUACUGACGUGCAUGUAUGUUGUACUAUAGUGAGUGCCCAAUACUUGUUGUCACCGUACAGAGUAAU
This is a messenger RNA of Trametes versicolor FP-101664 SS1, 1522 nucleotides long. Its product is annotated as P-loop containing nucleoside triphosphate hydrolase protein. Bases 1 to 1431 code for a protein of 476 amino acids. Gene Ontology annotation, molecular function: ATP hydrolysis activity; ATP binding. The record is from RefSeq and is a predicted model, not a curated record. Gene Ontology annotation, cellular component: chromosome; nucleus. Gene Ontology annotation, biological process: meiotic recombination checkpoint signaling; reciprocal meiotic recombination. Lineage: Eukaryota; Fungi; Basidiomycota; Agaricomycetes; Polyporales; Polyporaceae. The transcript is spliced from 8 exons.